Molecule: messenger RNA, 393 nt
Organism: Drosophila obscura
Lineage: Eukaryota; Metazoa; Arthropoda; Insecta; Diptera; Drosophilidae
Gene: Tom7
Product: mitochondrial import receptor subunit TOM7 homolog
Exons: 2
Coding region: 81-245 (54 amino acids)
Biological process (GO): protein import into mitochondrial matrix
Cellular component (GO): mitochondrial outer membrane translocase complex
Source: RefSeq, a predicted model, not a curated record
UGCAUUUCAUAAUCUUUAAAAAAUCUUACAAAUCUGACUAAAGUUAGAGUCUUUGCCCAAAAAACUAAAUUAUAUACAUAAUGCAGCUAUCCGAGGGAGUUAAGGAGCGUCUGGGAGCUGUCGUCGGUGUAGUCCAGACGACAUUCCACUGGGGAUUCGUGCCAAUGGUGUUAUAUCUCGGUUUCUCCAAGGGAGCCGAGCCCGGCAUGCCACCGUUGUCCAUCCUGAGCCUGUUGUGGCAGUAAAAACUAGAUAAGCGCACACUCCAACCCGAAACAUGCUGUGGAAAUUCCAAUAUGUAACGCGUUGUGUGCCAUCAUUUUAGUACAAAUUGGAUUUCCUGGCAUUUCACUAUUACCUAAAGCUAUCGCAAAUACAUUUUUGUUUAUAAAA